AAAGCUAUCAUCUGAAUUUGUUAUGCUCACUACAUCUGAUGCAUAUAUUUUAGAAUGUUAAUUUAAUGCGACAAUACUGUCUGACUGUUACACCAAGUAGAAAUACUGAAAUAGUAUUUUCUCACUUGACUGUUUAGGCAUUCUAUAGCGGAAAAAUACUGAUGGCAAUCGAUUGAUGUACCGUAAUCUUUAACAUCAUUUACUUGACACUUGAAUGCUUGUGAAAUAAUUCACUUGCAAUAUGUUGGAUGGGAAGUAUAUGCAAUGUGCUAUUUUGAGUGUACUGUUAAUCAUAAGUUGCAAUUUAUUGAAAAAUUGUACCGCCGCUAUGCAAAAUCAUGGAUUAAAUUUUUCAUACUCACAUGAAAAAAAAGCUUUUUUAAAAGCGAAAAAAUCUCAUGGAUUUAUGGAAUAUUCUGUUGGUGAAAUCCAGACUGUACAAGAAGUUAACUUUGAUGAUCAUAAUGGUUUGAAUAAUAUGCCAUUGGAUAGAAGGAAAAUUGUGAAAAGUAUAUGUAACGUAGCGCAUGACAAUCAAUCCAAUAAUUUGACCUUAAAAGGCGGUUUCAAACAUGAAAACAAUGCAGAAUCACGCAAUAUACACAAACCUGUUUUUGACAAAUCCUUCACAAAUACAAAACCAUUUUAUACGUCACAAAUCAAAAAUGAAUACAUUCUGAUGUUUGAUGGAUAUUACACACCUGAAUACAGGAAGAAAAUCAUCAUCUCCGCUUUAAUGAAAGCUGAUAUUUCACAAUCAAAUUUUGGUAUUAUUGAGCGACACAAUCCAGCAGCAAAAUAUCCCAGCGAUUUUGAUGUAUUACAAAUCAAUCCAUUGUUAGCAAACAAAGCAAUUGAGAUUCUGAAGUUAGAAUCCAGAGUUGAACAUAUUACACCACAAAGAAUUGUUAUAAGAAGUUUGAAGUCAUUGCAAGCAGUUGAUGAAGAUUUGACAGAGCCUGUUAAAACAUUUCAUAAAAGAACAUUUGCCAGCAAAGAAGAUGAACAAAUUGACAAAUCACAUGCAGUACAUACUAGACAUCUACUUCGGGCAUUACCAAAGCAGAUCACCCAGGUUUUGCGAGCAGAUUGGCUGUGGAAUUCUGGAUUCGCUGGUCAAGGGAUCAAAGUUGCAAUAUUUGAUACUGGAUUACCAGAACACAAUAGUAAUUUUAAAUAUGUGAAAGAACGUACUAAUUGGACUAAUGAAAAAAUGUUGAAUGAUGGAUUGGGUCAUGGCACUUUUGUUGCAGGCGUAAUUGGCAGUACUUCAAAAGAAUGCCCAGGAUUAGCACCGAAUGCAGAACUUUAUAUUUUUCGUGUUUUCACAAAUAAUCAAGUUUCCUAUACCUCAUGGUUUCUUGAUGCUUUCAACUAUGCAAUAUUAAAAAAAGUUGAUAUUUUAAAUCUGAGUAUCGGUGGACCAGAUUUUAUGGAUUUACCUUUUGUUGAUAAAGUAUGGGAAUUAACAGCCAAUAAAAUAAUCAUGAUAUCAGCAAUUGGAAAUGAUGGUCCACUCUACGGAACACUGAACAAUCCUGCUGAUCAGAUGGAUGUCAUAGGAGUAGGAGGGAUAGAUUAUGAAGAUAACAUUGCAAGGUUUUCCUCCCGUGGUAUGACAACGUGGGAAUUACCUGCUGGUUAUGGUAGAAUUAAACCUGACGUUGUUACAUAUGGUUCGUCAGUUCGUGGUCUGAGUUUGAAUGGUGGCUGCAGAUCUUUAUCGGGAACAAGUGUGGCCUCACCUGUAGUAGCUGGUGCUGUUGCUCUGCUAUAUAGUUCGGUUCCCCCCGAAAAACGAGGAAUGGUUAAUCCUGCUUCUAUGAAACAGGCUCUGAUGGCAUCAGCAAAGAGGUUACCAGGUGUAAAUAUGUUUGAACAAGGUCAAGGAAAGCUGGAUCUUAUUAAAGCAUACAAGAUUCUCAACAGCUACACACCACAAGCCAGUCUUACACCAAGCUACAUAGAUUUCUCUGAAUGUCCUUACAUGUGGCCAUAUUGCACUCAGCCCAUGUAUUAUGGUGCAAUUCCUACCAUCGUAAACAUAACCAUUCUAAAUGGUAUGUCUGUAACUGGUUGGAUUAAGGACAAACCAAUAUGGAGACCAUACACAGACAAAUAUGGAGAAUAUCUUGAGGUUGGCUUUUCUCAUUCUGAAUCACUUUGGCCAUGGUCUGGAUAUCUUUCUCUCUCUCUUUCUGUAUCUGAGAAAGCUGCUCAAUGGGAGGGAGAGGCACAAGGACAUGUUGAAGUUACAAUUGCAUCACCUGCUACUGAAAAUGACGAUGGACCUCAGAGUGAAAUCACGAGUACUCUCAAAUUACCAAUUCGAGUGAAAAUUAUUCCAACUCCUCCAAGAGAGAAGAGAUUGUUGUGGGAUCAGUUUCAUAAUUUGAGAUAUCCGCCAGGUUACUUCCCGAGAGAUAACUUGAGAAUGAAGAAUGAUCCUCUGGAUUGGAAUGGUGAUCAUAUACACACAAAUUUUCGAGAUUUAUAUCAACAUUUAAGAGAUGGUGGAUAUUAUAUUGAGGUUUUAGGAGGAACAUACAAUUGUUUUGACGCUUCACAGUAUGGUGCUUUGCUUAUUAUUGAUCCUGAAGAAGAAUUCUUUCCAAGUGAAAUCCAGAAGUUGAAGAAAGAUGUGUUUGAUGAAGGAUUGAAUGUUAUAGUAUUCAGUGAUUGGUACAAUACAACUGUCAUGGAGAAAGUAAAUUUCUUCGAUGAAAACACAAGACGUUGGUGGAUUCCUGAGACUGGAGGAAGCAAUAUACCUUCUCUCAAUAGCCUGCUUGCACCAUAUGGGAUCGCAUUUUCUGAUCGUGUUUUCGAGGGCGAUUUCACUUUCGGAAAUCAUGAGAUGUACUAUGCAUCUGGUACGGCAUUGGCUAGGUUUCCUGUAGAUAAAGGUGGAUUGGUUGUCGGCAGAACUUUGCAUGAUCAAGCUGUGGAAAUUCUUCUUGGAAGAAAAGAUGAACCGGUCAAAGAAGUGCCGAUACUUGGUUUGCAUCAGGUGGAAAAUGGUGGAAGACUAGCAAUUUAUGGCGAUUCCAAUUGCUUGGAUACUGCCCAUAAAGUAAAAGAAUGUUUCUGGUUGUUGGAUGCAUUUCUUCAGUAUACUUCUCAUGGCAUUAUUUCACCAGCAUUUGGGUUGGGCAACAGUCAAGAUACAUCUGAAAGCAACAAGCAAGCAUCGAGACCUUUACCGCCUGUUGAAAAUGAUCAGUUACCCAGGAGAAUGGAUGGAAAUCAUUUAUUCAAGUAUUCAAAGGUCUUGGAUUAUCAAAUUGGACAACCACAAUACACUGAUAUGCCAUUCUGUCCACAAUUGAAGAUGACUUCUACUAAACCUCUCAACAAUUCUACAUCUCUUAAUGUGUGGAAACAUCCAAAUCUACUUUCUAUUGACGUCAGUCUAUCUUCCGAUGGAGAGUUUCUUCAACGUCAGCUCCAAGCCAACAAUGAAGCUCACGCUCAAGAUAACUUUCCUCACCAACAUGACCAUGAAAACAUAUUUCUCGCUUGGGAAAGGAGAGGGGUGAAAUGGGGAGAACAAGCGCUUCAUAAACAUCAAAUCCAAAAGGUUUUAAACUACGGAACAAGAACAUGGUCAUUUGUGCUUGUUGUAAUAAUCAUCAUUGUCUUGGUGUUGCAAUUCAGUGUCGGUGGUAGAAAAAGCAGAAAAUGGGCUACGCCUAGAAUAAUUGCUUGGUGGCUUUUGAUUGGAUGGUGGAAAGUGUUAUACAUGUACAUAAAGAAGUUACUCAGUUCUGCAAGGAAGCAGACAAGAAUUCACGUUCAUUCUGCGAUAGAUAAAGCAAAAGCCAGAAGGGCUGCAGUUUAUAAACCACUAGUUUCAAUGCAGCCGAGGAGAGACCAUUUGUCUGGCUCUGAUAUAAUUACGAUUCCGUCCAGCAGUGCAAGUUAACCAGUUUCAUUGAUUGACAAGCUUUUAUAUUAUUUUUCAAAUUUAAAUAAAAUUAACAACAAUCAAUCA
Styela clava is the source of this 3994-nucleotide messenger RNA. Its product is annotated as membrane-bound transcription factor site-1 protease-like. Gene Ontology annotation, cellular component: Golgi apparatus. Lineage: Eukaryota; Metazoa; Chordata; Ascidiacea; Stolidobranchia; Styelidae. The record is from RefSeq and is a predicted model, not a curated record. Gene Ontology annotation, molecular function: serine-type endopeptidase activity. Gene Ontology annotation, biological process: proteolysis.